AUGGCGCAAGUCAAACCCACCUUGACGCUCGACGUCAACGUCGGCCCUUCCAGUCUUGUCGGCGUCGGUGGUUCCGGCACCAGCACCACUCUUCGAGCUCAUCAGAAUGCCGUCAACAACAAGGUCCAGAACCAAAUACACGCUUCCACUUUCGGUCCGCAAUCCGACUACAGCUCUGCUGCUUAUAACACCAACGACUUUGAUCAGCAGCCAGACAACGGCGGCUUCAGCAGCGAUGAGGAUGGUCGGGAUGUCUAUGCCGCUGGUGCAAGCCGACUCAAAGCAGGAAGCUCGAGUGCAGGUGCCAGGCCUACACCCGACCAUGCUCACCAGGCACCAGCACGAUACCAACAGCAUCAUCAUCAUCAUCAUCAACAACAACAACAACAUCCCAACAGGACAUCCAAUGGCUCAGAAUACGAUCAGUCCGAGGACGCGUACAGACACGACGUCUAUGCGCAAAACGGCGAAUCUCAUCAUCAGAUGGCAGAUGGCAUUCACGACGAGAUGAUUUACGAGGACGAAGACGAUGAAGGCCAAGACAUUGAAGACGACGAAUCCGAUCUCAGCUCAAGUCCUUCCAUUCCUGAUGAGAACAUCAACUUUGAUCUGGUCUACGCUUUGCACAACUUUGUCGCAACCGUGGAAGGUCAAGCCACCGUUCACAAGGGGAACAGUCUUACGCUGCUCGACGACAGUAACAGCUAUUGGUGGCUUGUUCGCGUUCUCCGUACCCAAGAAGUUGGCUACAUCCCAGCCGAGAACAUCGAAACUCCUUUCGAGCGUCUUGCGCGUCUCAACAAGCACAGGAACGUCGAUCUCACCUCGGCUACUGAUGACGACCACAUUCAGGUGCCAGAGAAGAUCUUUACCAGCCAUCUCGUCAAAGCCAGGAAUGCCACUGGCACUGCUGGUGUCUCGCUCCAUUCAGGCAAGCUCUCAGCGCUCUCAAGACGUGCACAGGGCGCUCCCGCUCCUUUGACCAAGGAGCAGAGGCGCAAUAAGCGAGGUGUUGCUUUCGGUCCUCCUACCUAUCUCGAGCACAGCGGCGACGAGUAUUCGGACUAUGACGAGGACGCAGAGGAGCACGAGAUCGAGUAUGAGGAGGAUGCUGAUGGUAUCUAUGCUGACCAUGAGCAUGAUCAGGAGGAGGAUGAGCAUGAUGAAGAUGAGCAAAAUCAGAACCAGGGGCAUGCUCAGCGCAACAAGGCGGUUGCGUUCAACAAGAUGGAGCCGGAUGAUGGUAUGGAGUGGGAUGGACAGGAGGCAGAGCGCAUUCAGCAACAACAUCAGGAUGCGAUGCGUGCGGCUGCCUCGCAUGAUCAGCAGCAACAGGUCAUGUCCAAUCCGUACUCUCAGCAAUAUGGUAACAAAGCUGCUGCGGGGCCUUCGCAAGGGUAUGCCGGACAGGGGCAACGCAACAACAACGAACAAGACCAGUAUCAGCAACAACAAGGACCGCAGGAUCACAGGCAACAGCAGCAACAACAGCAACAGCAGCAGCAGUCCCAGCAAUACCAGCACCAGCAAUACCAGCACCAGCAACAGCGCGAGGGGCCAAGCAAUGCCAAUGGCGAUGAGCAAAUGUACGCCAACGGCCGGUCCUCGACUUCAUCACAGCAGCUGGGUGUUGCAGGUCCAAGCUAUGGCGCACAAGCACCGAAUCGCGUUCCUGGAGAGCACAUGCGUACCACAUCAGCAGAGCGUUCCAUUUCCAGCAUCAACUCUGGAGCUUCAGGCUACGACGCCAGUGUUCGUCCCAACUCGAUCGUUGUGAGUCGAAACAGCACGUCAAGCAGCAACGGUUUCUUACCCUCCCACAUCCAACGCGAGCGAGCCAACUCGGACGCCAGUGCCAACUCAACUGUCAUCGCAGCUGACUCUUCCUCUCUUUUCGACAAAGACAAACGCAAGAGCAACCGCAGCAGUAAGAGCAACGUCACGCUCGAAGUGCAAGACGAGAAGGCGGGCAAGAAGCGUUCGGGUGUUUUCAGUCUCUUCUCGCGCAAGGACAAGAAGGAUCGUAAGAGUGGCAACUUUGAUGAUCGCGACAGUAUGGCCGGUAUCAGCUCGCAAGACAGUUUUGCGGAUCAUGGCCGAGGACGAGGCAGUCCAGCUGGCAGUGCAAAUACUGACAAUCCUGUGGUCCAGGCUGCGAAUGCAGGCUUGCAGCCGGGUCAGAGUAUCGGAAUGGGCAAGGCGGUGCAAGAUCGUGACCGUGCUACACAAGAGGCCUAUCAGAAGCAGUUCCUCUCCCCGCAAAACAGCAGUUUCGACUCUUCGCAAUUGGCCAGUCCGAACAUGCAAGAUGGGCAGAGGCGGUUGCAGCAACGACCUGGAUCUCUUGUUGGACCCUCUGGUUCUACGCCAAUGCUCAGCGUUCUGCGUGUGUUCGCAGGCGAAGGUGUCGAUUCGGACUCGACGUUCAAGACUGUUUUGCUCAACGACAGUACGCGAUCGGUGGAUCUUCAGCGUCAGGCUCUGCAAAGGUUUGGUGUCAACUUGCACGAUAUGGACAAGUACGUGUUGACCAUCAAGCGUUUGGAAGGUGAUGAGCGACCGUUGGACGAGGAAGAACGUCCGUUGCGACUCUUUAACACGCUCACCGCGAUCUUGCACCAGGGUCAGGUGACCGUUCCGAGUGUCAAGAGGUCCAGUGUCGGAUCCAUCUCUUCGAUCUCUUCCAACCUCAGCACGCAUCCGGCGAUUGCACGUCUCGGUAACGACUUUAGCGACGACCAUGCGGUCAAGUUCUACAUCAGUAGAUGCGAUCGUUUGCAGGGAUAUGUCGAUCUGAGUGGAAAUCACACUGCUGAUGAGUCAGGUCGAUCAGUGGCGAAUGUCUCGGAUCUGUCGGUUUCGCAGGAUAACAGCAAUGUUACUUCGCUCAGUCUCGGUGGUGGGGAAGAUGCUGCACGCAGUAGCCACUCUUCCGUGUUGACAGGGGAGACUAGUGAGACGGUGCAGAGUCCCACGGCUCGCUUUGCCUUGCGUCUGGUUAUCCACGCGUCGGAUUUGCCGGAUGGAGUUGUGUUCGAUCCACAGUCGAAUGCGCUCAUUCCUGCCGCAACACUACGGGAAAGCCAUGGAAUGGCAGAAGGUAACAUGCAGCAUCGAUUUAGGGAGAAAAUUCUGACUUUCCCUCGCAACACCACUGUCGCGGAAGUCGUCGAAGAGGGUCUGGAUCGAUUCGGUAUCGCUGAAGGCGUGGUGGAGGGUGGAGACGAUGUGGAAGAUCGACCUUCGAGAAGGAAGAGCAAGUUGCAUGUCAAGUAUGGGUUGGCUGUUCAAGCAGCUGAUGGCGAACGAGCAUUGCCUCCUACGAGUAAGGUGUUGGAUGCUUAUCCUGUGCCGCCUACUUUUAAGGUGGGGAUUGGGAAUAGGAGGUCGGUUGAUGGGAAGCGACGUAGUAUCGAUGCAGCUGCACUUUUGGGUGCUUCGGAUGAUGUUGGUGCGAACGAUCCUGUUUUCGUUUUGCGUCAGACCACCCAUGCUCAUGCUGGGCCGAAAAGUCGACAGCCUAAUGGAAAUGUUGGUGUACGAGCACACAGUCCGACUGACAAUGCACUAGCUGCGGUACAGGAAGAGCGAGAAUCGCACCCCCAUCAACAAGCGACACCUGCUACUCCCAGCCCUCGUCUCGGCAGCGCACGUGAACUCGACCAAACUACUCCUAAGCAGCAGAACAUGACACCGCAAGAGAUCAUCGCAGCACAACGCGCUGCAGCUGCAGAACGCAAUGCUGCUGUACUAGGAGCCCAACGAAACGCACAACAAGGUGUGGAUGUUAUGCUUUCGAAUCAGGCCCGAAUCCGAUCGACCAAAGCAGCUGCAGGGAACAAAUUCAGAUACUCGUACGUCCCGGCUGAUGGUCAGGAAAGGGACAUCAGUAGUAUCAUCGAAGAUGUGAUGCGGGAUCAGACGCAUUCUUCGGCCGAUUCCCACCUUAGUGCGAUGGAUGCAACGAGACCGGCGUUUGGAACGAAGAAGAGUAUGCAAAGUGUUUCGACCACGACAGAUGUAGAGUAUGCUUCAGCUCAUAGUAGUGGUGCGGAGAGUCCGUUGAGUUUGAAGGAGGUCGAUUUUCAGGUUGAUUCCACGGCACCGUUGAUGUUUGGUGGGAAGAAGAGGAUUUCUCCUACCACAGAGACGGGGGCGGGGGUGAGUGAGGGUAGGGAUCUGUUGGAUACUUUGCUCCGUAGUGGUGGUGGUGGUGGUGGAGCAGGGGUUUUGCAGGGUGAAGUGGAUGUGGAGGAAAGGAUUAAUGCUGUUUUGGAUCGUGUGCAGAGUCCUCCCACCCCCAGCACCAUUUCGAAUAUUACCAACCCUACAGCUGCAGCCAUGGCAGCGCCGGGGACAAGAUCGGUCUCAGCACCCCAACCCGCAACGACACAUCGCAAGCAUCCAUCUCUCACCUCCGAACUCUCUCGAGACACAUCAAGUCCUCUCACCGUCGGAACAUCCUCCAACACCACCCAUGCGACCAACACCACAGGAACAAUGCUUACCCCUCUAUCGACGUUCGUCGCCCCCAACACUAUUACCACCAUCCCUAAUGCAGGGUCGAGAGGAGUGGGACUACGAUCAGCAAGCACCGGCACCCCAAACUCACGAUCUACCACUCCCUCCGCCUACCCUUCCUACGCAGCCCUCUCCUUCGGUGCAGACGACGCAUCGCUCUCUCACCUCUACACUAUCGUCGAAGCGGCUGCCCGACGAGACCCACGCAAGGUGAAACUGAUGUCUCACGCAAGUAUGUCUUCCAUCUCUUCAACAACUUCCCCCGUCCUCAACAGCUCCGCGUUAAUGUCUGGUUCGGUAGGAUCAGGUUCAAGACCAGGAUCGAAAUUGUCUACAAGAACAACAGCUGUGUUGUUAGAAGACGAGAAAGAAGCCUUGAAACCAGAGGUCGGGGGGUUGUUCGCUCCCAAUAUGCCUUUUGUUGAAGAUAAAAAGUUAAGAGAAGCGUUUGGUGGGAUCAGUCGGGAGUUGGAAGGAAUUGAGGGUAAUUUGGAUGCUUUGUUGGCUGACGUUAUUAGGAUCUUCUAA
This is a messenger RNA of Ustilago hordei, 5049 nucleotides long. RefSeq lists its product as uncharacterized. The transcript has a single exon. Gene Ontology annotation, biological process: establishment or maintenance of actin cytoskeleton polarity; signal transduction. Gene Ontology annotation, molecular function: protein binding. The record is from RefSeq and is a predicted model, not a curated record. Gene Ontology annotation, cellular component: microtubule cytoskeleton; cell tip. The coding region runs from base 1 to 5049 and encodes 1682 amino acids. NCBI's taxonomy places the organism in Eukaryota, Fungi, Basidiomycota, Ustilaginomycetes, Ustilaginales, Ustilaginaceae.